AGUGGGAGUAAGCCGAGCGCUCGAGGUGCGCGCGUGUGUCGCACUACCUCGCAGUCUCCGGGAGAGCGGCAGGCCGCAAGCGCACCGACAUGGAAUCAGUCGACGAUCAUUAUCGACGAGCCUCCUUUUCUCAUCGCCGACGCUUUAUAGGAAGGAAGCUGCGCCGUCUUCGAUCGGCGUGAAUGCGUGCGCGAUCUCGCGGUUCUCUUCAACGUGUAUGUGUGUGCAUGUGCAUGUGACACCUGUGCGCUGAGAGAGAGAGAGAGAGAGAGAGAGAGAGAGAGAGAGAGAGAGAGAGAGAGAGAGAGAGAGAGAGAGAGAGAGAGAGAAGGAGACCGAGGAGUAGUGGAGCAGAGAGCGAGAGAAAGACCAAAGAAGGCGAGAGGAGUGCUCGUGUAAUCAUGACGACGACCAUGGCGACGACCAGCAGAGCGCAGCUCUUCAGUGACGCCGAGACAGGUUUGUUUUCUCGUCACGGAGCGAACUACAGCGCGACUCCGAUGAGCAACGGCGAGAACGGCACCGCGAAUAUGAACGGGAACCAGCACGGCAGCAAGUGCUUCUGCUGUCCCUACGGCUACCACAUCGACCUGGACUUCGUGCGCUACUGCGAGAACUGGCAGACUAUGGCUUGCGACAAGAUAGCUCGUGGCAACGAGGAGAAACGACGGCGAAGGGCCAGACAGAAGCAGUGCCAGUCCAUGGAGUUCCUGCUGGGUCUACCCGACGAUAAGGAGUACAAGCCAGAACCGGCGCCGGUACCGGUAACGAAACCAACACCUCCGAAACCUCCGCCAAAGCCGAAUGUCGAUAGUAUCAAACUCAACAAGGACUGGCAGGAUACCCUCAGUAAUUUCGAAGAAGCUCUGUCCCAGUCUUACACCGGACCCAGCAGUAGCGCUUGCAGUACGCCGAUCGACAAUCGAUACUUGAGCAGUACGUAUGACUCGAGAAGCAGUAGCCAGAACGGGGAAGCGGCCUAUCAACCUUUGAAGAAACAUCAUCAGAAUCAAGAGCCGGUGGUACCCCCUCUGCCAUCCUCGAGCCGCCUGGUGUUACGGAGUUACACUGCGAGUCCCGAACCACCACCACCACCUCCACCGCCGCAGCAGCAACUUAUACUCGAGGAUUCAUCGAGCCGUGGCGGAGAGAACCGGCCAUGCUUGCAAAGCAUUCGCGAACAGAUGGCUGCGGCCCUCGAGCGCAUGAAGCAGCUCGAGGAGCAGGUCAAGGAGAUACCGUUGCUCCACGUGCAGAUGUCCGUGCUCAGGGAAGAGCGGCGCAUACUGCUCAGGCAACUCGCCUCGCAACGAAAGAUCAACAAUCAACCGUCCCCCGCACCGGUUGUCGUCAGUAAAAGAGACGUGGGGGUCUGCUGCGGAGUCGUUACCAGAGACAUUGGUGUCUGUCAUCAGCAGACGAAAACACGGGAGACGUCGACGAACACACAGCCGCGACCGGAGCACCGUACUCGCUCCACCGCAACGGACGACCCGCCCUCGCCGGAAGCCCGUAAGGCGUGCCUGCAGUCUACGAAGGGCACGCAGUGUUCGACCGCGCAGCUAUUGUCCAAGUCAGUGCAGUGCCUGCCAGAGCCUCGUCAGAGCAGGUCGACGCAGUGUGAGACAGAGCCGGUGAGGCCGUUGGAAGUAGAGGCCAAAGCCGUGCAGUGCAGCGUCGAGACCAGGGACAGGGGUACGCUUAGCUUGAAGAGCCUCCUGCUGGACGAAAAGCCGACGCCGGUUAUUAAGAAAAACAAGGAGGUUCAAGCGACCGAGAGCCAGCCCUGGGUGAAGCUGAAGCUGAGUAUGGGUGUAAUGGCAAAACCCAGUCUGUCGGAUGCGGCGACCGAGACAACGGACGCGUCCAUCAGUCUUGCGACUCUUCGCCGUCGUCAAACCGGCUCCAGGUCGGUAGGAGUGAACGUGGCCCGCUGCGAUCUGCUGGGCUGCGUGAGCCGUUCCACCGAAACUCUGGCGCCGCGAAUCAGAGAUUUCGGUACAUCGCCUCAGCGCAAACUUCUCGUCGACGUGUCAGUAGGCGCCUCGCUGCCCAGCGUAACAACCGGUAGCACUAACUACUGCGACGAGUGCAAGCAGAUCAGCAAAAGUGCCAAGGCCGCUGCUGUUGAGGGUAGGAGUAGGUCCAGUAGCAAGAGUAGGAUACCGGUGAUGACUGAGCCGGCGAAGAACGAGAGACGGACGACGCUUAUCAGGCAAGAUACCUGGACGGAGAGUCUCGAUCAGCUGGGCGAUGGGUCACAGAGCUUAGAGCACAAGUAUGCCGAACGCGUGCUAGCCGGAUCGCAAUCGUCUUUGGACAAGCAGCAGCAGCAGAAGAAGAACAACGUCGAGAAGAACGAAAUCCGGCGCGACAGUUAUGCCAAGCUCGACGUCGGGGAAAUCAUCAUCAGUCCGGACUCGGAGGAGGCGGAAAAGACGAAGGAACUCGACGACGCCCUCGUCACCAGUAUGGUCCUCGAGACGCCGAAAAUAAGCGGACAGAGGCCGCCUAUGGAGCUGUCUAAGGAGAUGAAGGCGGCGCUCAAGGUCCUCGAUGACAAUCUCAGCUCUAUCCACAGGAAAGUAAGCGCGGGUGGCACACUGCCGAGUCGAGUGAAGAAUGCCAGCAACAUAGUUCAGCACGAGUGGUUCAAGAUCUCAAGUACGGCUCAGGCGGAUCCGCUUGGCGUCGAGUUUUACCUGGACCAGUUCGAACAGCAUUCGAGUUCUUUACUCGGCCAUGUGGUCAACCUGACGGAUUCCAGCGGUAACACAGCGAUGCACUACGCCGUUUCGCACGGCAACUUCGACGUUGUCUCGAUUCUCAUCGAUUCCAAGGUCUGCGACGUAAACCGAUCGAAUCACGCUGGUUACACGCCCGUUAUGCUCGCGGCCCUGGCCCAGGUGCGCAACUCCACCCACGCGUCCGUCGUUAAGAGACUAUUUCAGAUGGCCGAUGUCAAUGUUCGAGCGAGGCUGCACGGCCAGACAGCCCUGAUGCUGGCGGUGUCUCACGGGCGCAAGGACAUGUCCCGUCUCCUCCUCGAAGCCGGUGCAGCCGUGAAUCUUCAGGACGAGGACGGCAGCACGGCGCUGAUGUGCGCGGCCGAACAUGGUCACGCGGACAUCGUCCGGCUCUUGCUGAGCCAGCCGGACUGCGAUUCGAACAUCGUCGACGUGGACGGUAGCUCCGCCUUGAAGAUCGCCCUGGAAGCCGGUCACGCGGAUAUCGGCGUUCUCCUCUACGCGCACCAACGCGCCAACAGAGCUAGUCCAAUGCCCCCCGCAGCAGCACUACCUCUACCGAGGCCAUCUUCCAGGAGACAGCGCACAAGUUCCGGGCACCAUCAUGGACACUCCGGCGGCCAGCAGCAGUACUCAGCGCUGAGUAUGUCGGCUCCGGCUAGUCCUGUCGCUACCGCUUCCAGAAAAUUUCAUUCAUCGAGCUUGUCACUUGUAGACUCGCCUAAAUAUUCUCUGUAGAAAGAGAAUUCUGGCGGAGAAGAGCCUCUGAAAACGACACGAAAUCGUUAGAGGUUGGCCAUGAUCAGGGUUUUACGAAGACGAUAAGUCGUGAACAAACGAGUGUUAUAAAACACUUUUUUGGAUCAAUUUGCGUAUACUAUGAGGGUCAAACUUUAGAUGCAUUUUUGGUAAAUUUAUAACAGACGAUGAGAAUAGUUCGGUAUAUAGCUGUACUACUACUUCAAACUAUUCAGCAUAGCAUUGAUACUUGGCAAACGGUUGUAAUAGAUAGAUGUCGUGAAAAAUUAUACGACUUUGAAAACUAUUUCUUUAUUUUAUAAAACUUUUAUUAUCCUUUUAUAUGAGCUUAUACAAUACAUUAUAAUUUAUCAGGCGGGAUUCGAUAAAGUUCAAGAUCUUCUAAAAUACGCGUUCUUUUCGAUAUUCGUAAAGGAUUACAAAUGAGUUGGCUAUAAGGUACAUGACGAAUGUAAAUUGACGAACUGUUAUCUCUGAACGCUUUUGUUUAAGUCUUUGGCAAAUUCUUGGUGCUAUAUACGAGAUAUUUUAUGAAGCAUACAGAUGUGAAGAGUUAAGAACAUUUAGUAGUUGAAUCGUUACAAAUUUUACGUGAUAUUAACAUUGUUUGGGUGUAUAAUGUUUAAUCGUACUUUAUAGAGUCUUAAUACUUCUUGACUCUUCACAUCACACUUUUCUUUAGAUUUUAUAACAUUAGGGUACUUGAAUUUAAUCAGAAAUACUCGAGUACUUAAAUUAGCAUAUGAGUUUGAGGAAUUGGCCAAAGAUGUUGAAAAAGUGUAUUUUUCCAAGAGAUACCAGUAAUUCAGAUGAAACGAACAAAUUUAUUAUUUCGAUGUAAAAGAAUUCUAAUGGACCUACUGCCAUUACCUUUUGUGCAGGUUGGAUGUCUGAAUAAUUGAUCAUUAGAUGAAAUUCGGGUUUUUCAAGAAGUUUAAUUCAUACAAAAUUUAUUUUGCUUAGAGUUCAAGUAUUUAUUGGGUAUGGAUAUUAUUAAUUCAUUUACGUCGCCGCGAUUUGAGUAGUAAGAGUACCUGGUAUAAUUUUCAGUAUCAGUAUUUCAAAAGAAAUCUCUCGAAAAACCCAGUUGUUCUGUAUACUAUUAAUAAUGUUAAAAAUUAGCUAAUUGUAAGGAGAACAAAAAUUAAUACUUGAUGUAUGUGAAUGGUCGAUUAUCGUGACACUUAACCUACGUGCACAUCACAUUCGAUAACGCUCCAUUCCUUUAAAAAAAUUAAUCCUGUGCAAUUAACGUAGGAGUGGUAAAAAAACUGUCAUAGCUGUAUAUUUUAGGGUAUACCCAACGUGUGUACCUAAUGAAGACUUUUUGAGAUAUAUUAUAAGAUCGUUAAUAAAGAUAAACUAGCUGUGUAAUAAAGUAAUAAUAAAUAUAGCAGAAUCACUAUCUGUUCUGCCCUCUCGAACAAAAACAAUUAUUGUAUUUUUUAUCUAAGUUUACAAGCAUUAAAACUGAAUCAUGAAGUUUUCUAGACUUUUAAUCUAUCAUUUUGAGAAAUAUAUAUAUUAAUAUGGUGCAUAUUGUGAUAUGCUGCUAUCAUGCAUUUAUACAUAUACUAGAAAAUAUAAAACACUAUGAACUCAAAUUAAAA
This is a messenger RNA of Nasonia vitripennis (jewel wasp), 5116 nucleotides long. It is a transcript of the gene Kank, whose product is annotated as KN motif and ankyrin repeat domain-containing protein 2-like. NCBI's taxonomy places the organism in Eukaryota, Metazoa, Arthropoda, Insecta, Hymenoptera, Pteromalidae. Gene Ontology annotation, molecular function: protein binding. The coding region runs from base 402 to 3485 and encodes 1027 amino acids. The record is from RefSeq and is a predicted model, not a curated record. The transcript has 9 exons. Gene Ontology annotation, biological process: negative regulation of actin filament polymerization. Gene Ontology annotation, cellular component: cytoskeleton; cytoplasm.